CUUUUUUGCGCCGGCUGUGAUAAGCGCUGCGGCAUUUGUCCCCGCGACAGAACUGCUGCCGCCGUCUCUAAGGUCGCCCGGGUCCCACCGCCGCCACCAUGCCUCGGGGAAGCCGCAGCAUGGCCUCCCGGCCAGCCAGCCGCCCCGCCGCGCCCUCUGCCCACCCACCCGCGCACCCACCGCCCUCGGCAGCCGCCCCAGCCCCCGCCCCUUCGGGCCAGCCGGGGCUCAUGGCUCAGAUGGCGACCACGGCCGCAGGGGUAGCUGUGGGCUCAGCCGUGGGACACGUCAUGGGCAGCGCCCUGACCGGAGCCUUCAGCGGGGGGAGCUCGGAGCCCUCCCAGCCUGCUGCCCAGCAGCCUUUUGCACUGUACCCCCAGGCCCCCACCCCCACUGCCCCCCAGCACCUGCAGAUGGGGCCCUGCGCCUAUGAGAUCAGGCAGUUCCUGGACUGUUCAACCACUCAGAGUGACCUGUCCCUGUGUGAGGGCUUCAGCGAGGCUCUGAAGCAGUGCAAGUACAACCAUGGUCUGAGCUCACUGCCCUGAAGAGGUUGGUGCAAACUUGGGGGCCAGUCCUGCACCCACCUCUACUCCUCGCCGACAGCCAGACCACAACACCAGAUUGUACCCGGAUAGCUGGGAUUGGAAGUGAGGAGGUUUCUCACCCCACAGAUAACCUAAGACACAAAUGUGCAAUUAAAAGUUUAUUUUACACCACA
Messenger RNA from Piliocolobus tephrosceles (Ugandan red Colobus), 721 nucleotides. It is a transcript of the gene CHCHD10, whose product is annotated as coiled-coil-helix-coiled-coil-helix domain containing 10. NCBI's taxonomy places the organism in Eukaryota, Metazoa, Chordata, Mammalia, Primates, Cercopithecidae. Bases 99 to 548 code for a protein of 149 amino acids. Gene Ontology annotation, cellular component: mitochondrion; nucleus. Gene Ontology annotation, biological process: mitochondrion organization. The record is from RefSeq and is a predicted model, not a curated record. The transcript has 4 exons.